AUGAACGGCACUAGUUAUUUCCUAUCACUGUUUCAGCACUGCGCACAACAAGUGUCGAGGCUCUACCGCGAUCCCACUUGGAAGUCACUCCAGACAGCUGCUGCGUCUACAACACAACUCUAUAAAAGUUCUAUUGACGUGCAUCGACGUGGAUUUGAGAAGGGUUUCCGAGCUGGCCGCAUAAGUUUGGCAAAGGAGGUGAUGACUGCUUUGACCAGCGGAUCAGCAACUGAUUUAAAUAGUCUAUUCGAAAUGCUUUAUGCAAAUGUUCGUAUGUCUUCUACUGACGAUGGUCAACGUAUGGGUCCACCGCC
Molecule: messenger RNA, 314 nt
Organism: Cooperia oncophora
Lineage: Eukaryota; Metazoa; Nematoda; Chromadorea; Rhabditida; Trichostrongylidae
Source: the annotation of a GenBank genome assembly